AUGGAAGACCCUCCAGGCGAAGAGCGAUCUGAAUUCUUACAGCCUGUCGAAGAGGAUGUUGUAGACAACGUCAUAGUUGAACAAGAGGUUCAUGAAGAAGUAGCACUUGAAGAUGAUAUGCUCCAAGUUGAACACGAAGAAGUUCUUGAAGAAAUAGUGGAAGAAGAUGGGCUGAUGUACGAUACCGAUGGGCGAGUUGUCUAUGAGGAAGAUAUGGUAGUAUACGAAGAAGGAUCGGAAGUUAUUGAAGAAUAUGUGGAAGUUGAAGAUCUCGGCAAUGGAAGUUUUGCUUACGUUAUGACCGAUGAACACGGAAAUCGGCGACUUUUGAAACCAGAUGAAGUAGAAGCAGUGAAGAAAACGGUCCCCGAGCUGAUGGAAGAAGUAAUUGUUGAUCCAAAAGCACCUGGACCAAGUAGUUCCGGAGGAUAUGCAAAUCAUAAAAGAGGUCGAUUCCCACCGAAACCCAAGCAGAUUCGUCCCAAUAUCCGCGGGCACAUUUACAUGGAUCGUGAUGAAUAUUUUCAAGAAAGUUCCAGCAAGGAUAUCAAUGACAUCACCAAAAUUGACGUAGAGAAAUAUAUCCCUUCUACAACUGCCAACCGACGGCCCUUACCAGAUAAUCCGGCGUUCAAACCAAAACAACCGAGAAGCCGAAAAAACCCGCCAUGGCAAGAUGAAUCAAGAGCUUUAUCUGGUGGUCCUGCGGCGAGUGUAGUGGGGCAUUCCCCAACACCAAUGAUCAAAGAACCUAUUUUCCCAGCAGUGGAAGAAGAUGUCAUCUUCCGUUUCAAAUGCCCAGAAUGCGAAGAAGCAUUUCCUAAUAUGGAUCGGCAUUGCGAUCACAUGGUUCGGAAUCAUGAUUGUCAAACACUCGUUCGAGAAGUCGACUUUUUUACUGAUCGUGAAUUCGAAAACUUUCUUACAAAAGUUGAAAAAGCGACACUUGGAAAACAGACUGAUGAUUCAUUAAGUAAAAAAUCAAGACCUGGGAGCACUCAAGUGUUCGUCUGCAAUUACAUGACUAAAGAUCGGCAAAAAAGUGCCGAGCUCGUAGAAGUUGGAUUGUCUGCAUUGGCUGAACGCCCGAUUGAAGUAUGCACUGCGUUUGUUCACAAAAUUCAUAGCUACGAAUGCAUCCGUGUCAGAUACUGCGAUCAACACAUUCACUAUGAUGGCAACAUUGGUUUCCGUGUGCCAAUAGCUGUUAAACGCCGCCUGUUUGAAAUGUCUUUCAAGCGUAUACCGAUUCCAUGUAUGCAAGUCAUGUUGAGCUUAGAAGCUGAACAACUUCUGCCACAUCCAACCAGAUUUGAAGAGAAAUUGAAAAACUUGUCACACGUUGAAGUUGUCGAACUGCUUGGAAUUAUUAAUGCGUCGUUGAGUAAAAACAGAGAUCCUGCAACGACAGGGAAAAAAGUUCCAAUUAAGUUUGAUACUAUCAAAUCAUCCGAAGGUGCUCGAACUCUUGUCGUAAAACGAAUGGAUUCAGUAAAAAAACGAGUUCAACGGCAUUUGUCUAAUGAGCCAUCAACCAGUGCUGAAGCACUUGGUUUUCCUGUUGACGAUCAAGGCGUUCCUAUAAUGACAAGAGAAGAAGAAAUAUUGGAAGAUGAAGAUCCUACUGCUACUGAAGGUUGCGAUGGUGUCAUGUUAGAAAAUUACUUGUACGAUCCUUUGAACGACCGGGAUCCACUUCUUGAAGAACUUACUGAAACAGAACUUGGAGUUCUCGACGCCUAUGAACGAGAUAUCAGCAUUCAACUCACCGAAGAACAAAGAAAAGAGAGGAUCCGCCAGAGAACCAAGUAUUCCCUCUCCAAAGUUGUAGGAAAAUAUCAAGCUCUCGACACUGCAACUCAUGGUUUAACAGCAUCCGAACUGCAUACUGACACUAUUAAUCAACUCCGGGAGAUGGCAAGCUUUGUUGUUGAGCUUUGUUGCCAACUCGAUGCAGAAGUCAAAGCACAAUACAAUCCUGAACUUCGUGUCGAGGAAAUCAAACGGGAUAUGAUUGCCGGGAUCGCUUUGCAGGAACGUUGUUGUCAACCAGAGCGCCGUCAAAGAAGAACACUUGGAUCCAACCAAACGCCAUCACCCUUGAAAACUCAUUAUCGUUCACUACCACCUUCUCGUAGCCAUGAAGAGUAUACUCAACGCAUCAUGAGCAAAGUCAAAGAAUUGCAAGCCCCACACAAUCGUCAUCUGACGAAUAUUCGAGACCCCUUCGAUAUGAAUCAGCAACAACGGCUUCAACUACUUCGCAAUCGGACACUCGGAAACAGGACUGGAAGUGUAGAACCAGAAAUUGAAGAGAAGCCUUCUUUGAUGGUUCCAAUACCUGAUGAUCUGAAAGCAGUUCCCUGGUCGAAACCACAGAGAAAACGACACGCAGCAGAUUCAAACCCUGCAGAGAAAAGAAAGAGAGGUCGACCAACGAAGAAAGGAGAAACUACAGAGACCAUACAAAAAGAUGCAGAAAGUACAUCAGAUGUCACACAAGAAACACUCUCAGAAAAGGACUCUGAACAAGCAGUGGAAAUUGCAGAAUCCAUCGAAGCAGUUGUACAAUCAACUUCUUCUUCUGACUCUACUGAAACAGCAACUGAAAAGGCAGUAGAAGAAAAAUCUCCAGAGAAUAAGAAAGAACACGCUGAGACUGAAGAUUCUGCCGAUGUAAGAGACGAGCCGUCCACUUCCAUAGCACCAGAGACUCCACCAACAAAAACUCGUACUGGACGUGUAAUAAAGCCAAAAAAAUGGGAAGAUGACUGA
Caenorhabditis remanei is the source of this 2775-nucleotide messenger RNA. RefSeq lists its product as uncharacterized. Bases 1 to 2775 code for a protein of 924 amino acids. NCBI's taxonomy places the organism in Eukaryota, Metazoa, Nematoda, Chromadorea, Rhabditida, Rhabditidae. The record is from RefSeq and is a predicted model, not a curated record. The transcript has 8 exons.